AUGAAAUUGUUUCUCAUCCGUCACGCAGAAUGCCAGCAUAAUGUGGGCCAAGCAUUAAUCACCGGCCACUCAGGCCUGACCCCCCUGGGGCGUGAACAGGCCGUGCAGCUUGCUCGGUAUUUUCGUGAUCGUCCAAUUCGCUUCAACCGUGUUUUGUCGUCGGAUCUUAAUCGUGCUACCCAGACUGCUCGGAUCAUCUGCCGGCACCAGCUGCGCAGUGGACCUCCACUGGAGCCCUUUCAGACCGCGAAGUUACGGGAGCGGUGUUUCGGAUGUGGAUCGAUGCUAGGAUCGCCGCUGCGAGCCGAGUCGAUUGCUUCAAUGAAGUUGCGAAUCAAUGGGUUCCUGCGAGAUCAGAUCCUACCAUUGAUGGCCAAUCGCACUACAAGCAGCGAUGCGGUCAUCGGGUUGGUGGCGCAUGGAAUGAUCUUGCAGGUUUUCUGGUCGUGUUUGUCCGACCUCUUCGGCUCGCAGUCAUUCCAUGUGGCUGAUAGCGCGAGCACCGAUGACUACAUGCACCCAGUUUGGUCCAAUACUGGUGUGAUGGAGGUUGACAUUCGUCCAGGGGGGCCGCCACAGGAGCUGCUGAUGGCGAAUGCCGUGCAAGUGAACGUGGAACCACCCUGGCUUAUGAAAGCCAAACCGCCAACGCCGCUUGGUGGAAGUCUUCCUUUGAUAGGAUGGUCUGUCACCAUCCUGGCGGUGGAUAGCACGUUCCAUCUCGAGAUGAAUGGAAUGUGCGAAGCCAGGCAAUACGCGAGGCACCCGCCGAUAGACGAGUUCGAUCGCCUCGUGUCAACUGCUUGA
Penicillium atrosanguineum is the source of this 807-nucleotide messenger RNA. Its product is annotated as histidine phosphatase family protein. The transcript has 2 exons. Bases 1 to 807 code for a protein of 268 amino acids. Gene Ontology annotation, molecular function: phosphatase activity. Lineage: Eukaryota; Fungi; Ascomycota; Eurotiomycetes; Eurotiales; Aspergillaceae. The record is from RefSeq and is a predicted model, not a curated record. Gene Ontology annotation, cellular component: cytosol; cytoplasm.